Drosophila gunungcola (fruit fly) is the source of this 2343-nucleotide messenger RNA. RefSeq lists its product as uncharacterized. NCBI's taxonomy places the organism in Eukaryota, Metazoa, Arthropoda, Insecta, Diptera, Drosophilidae. The record is from RefSeq and is a predicted model, not a curated record.
AUGAAAGCAAUCAGAUGUAAAUCAAGCAGCCAAGUUAGCAGUCGAGUCAUGAUUCGGCUUGGACUUCUGGUGGCAUUUCUCCUUGUGGUGGCAUCCCUUAAAAGCCCAGGUGAUCCCAAGGCUAAAACUAAAUCCACGAAACAAGAUAAUGAAGCCUUUCAAAUUUUUCACGGCAAUAUCGAAAAGUACGAGCUUUGUAUAAAACUUUUAAGGGUUUGCCGCAAACUGAGGGACAAGGCGCCCGAUUACUCCGAUCUUGAAGGAGAAGAGCCGGUUGGCGAUUACGAGGUGAAUGCUGAGGACAAAGCUGAGUACCGAAAGUCGGAUUGCUUGCCCUAUGGCCUCUCGGCAGCCGGCGAAAAGCAUUUCUGGCAGAUUGCAGCCAAAUGGCAAAAGGAAAUCGACGACAGGUUCUUAAUUCAAAACCUAUUCGUGGUGAUACAGACGACCGACAAUGGGCGGAACACGAAAUUGGCUUUUGGCAAAUGGCAAGGCUGGUGCAACAGAACCGAUCUUCCCGACGAAACGACAGAAUCAAGUGAAGAGGACGAUCGCAGUGUAUCGGGCUCCCAGUUCACCAGUACACCCAUUUUACUAACAAGUACCUUACCUCCUACAAAAAGCUGUGAUAGGAACAGCGAACAAGGCAAAUGGAUAUUUAACGAGAUCAACGAAAACCGAAAGUUGGAUAAAGUUAUCAAGAGAUUUCCCCACUUUCUGAUAACCCUCGGAAAGUACGCCAGGAUAAAGUGUUGUCCCUAUGAGUCAGUCAGAGACCGUUUGGAAAUCAUUCACGAUGGCAUUGAUUUCUUACAAGAACUAGAGGGCACGGAAUCCUACCCGAACCCAGAAUACACUGAUAUAAAUUCCGAUCUUGCUUAUCUCAGAAACAGAUUAGUGCAGUUCAAUGACGAAACAGAAAAAUAUGGUAGUGCCAAUUACUCGUCGGGUAAAUGUUGUCCCAAUAUUUUAAUUGAGUUGAAUAAUUUCGAGAAUUAUUUUGUAAGUAAACUGCAAUCUUUAGGCUCACAGAAAAAAAACAUUGACUACACGCCAUUUAUAAAAACGGGGAUGAGCUUGCAAGAUAUGUAUUUGAGUCUACUAAGUGUUAUCCGAUCACUAGAAACUUUUCCGGAGAGUCCCAGUAUUACAAAUAUUUGUUGUGCCGAGGAAAAAUCAAAUAUUAACGAUGUAGAUCAACUCUUGAAAGAUCUAAUGCUCAACAUCUCCCUGGAUGAAUUAUACAAAUUAAUAGACCCACUAAAAGAAAGUCUAGCCUAUGCCAAUGAAUCACUUUCGGAUGCGGAAAAUCAGCUUCUCUUUGAAGAAGAAAAUCUCCAGAAACUGGCUUUACUAUGCGGAAAAGAGUGUCGACAAGAAGAAAAAAAGGGAGCACUGUUUCAAGGUCUCGUUUCGAGGUUGGACAACUUAAAAAACAAAGUCAGUAACAUGAGUAGUUUGGGGUCCGUGAAUUGGACUGCUCUCACCCAAUCUGUAGACAUUGUAAACAACAUGAUCGAAAAUAAUUCACCGUUAUUCACUAAUAUCACAAUUAUCAAAAAGCAAUUAAUAAAAAUUCAAUUUAGAAACAUGCCAAAAAAGUACCAUGCUUGUUGCUUAGAAGAUUUUGUUGAAAUAAGUAAUCUUUUUGAAAAAAUCGACAAGGCCAAAACCGAUACUACCAUUUAUCACGAAGUACAAGAAAAUAUUGUCAAACAGCAAUUUCAAGAAAUUGAGGAUAAGGUAAAGGAUUUGGAAGGAUCAGACCCUAAGCCACCAAAUGAUAUACAACUUAUGCUCAAUAAAUUAGAAACUGAUUUAGAAAACCUAACAGAGAAUGGCAUUAACAAAUUGGACAGGGAAAUGCAGCUCAACCAACUAAAAUUUGAAAUGGAAAAGGAAAAGUUCGAUAGGGAAGUUGAGGAACAGCUAAAAUAUAUUAACCUGUUCAGAGAAGAGAUGAAAAACGAACAAGAUCUAAUUGACAUUCGCAUUGCCAAAUAAAAUCGAUUGCAAACGCCAAAAGAUUAUGACGAAAAACUGAGUAAGCUUGAGGCAACAGCGCUUGGGCUUUCCAAGCAGAUUGUCAGUUACGAAAAGGAACUUUUGGACCGCAUCGAUAUAAUGCAACAGCAACUGAAGGACCUGGACAAGGAGAUCGAAAACACGGAGCACAGGGCAAACAUUUGCGACGGUGAGUGUGACUUCGGUGCUCUGGAUUCAGUGGACAAACUGAUUGGCAGGGUACAGGCUGUCAAGGAUAAGCUAAGUUUAAAGUCAACGCUUGUCAAGAUUAAACGCAAAUCACAGAUUAUGGUUGUCAAGUCCAGGAGAAAAGGUUAA